CACGGGAAUUGUUUAUAUUGACAGAGCCUCAACGCACAUCAGUUGGCGGUAACGUUGGGUUGUCUGCAGCAUGGGUAUCGCUCGGGAUCGUAUACACAAAAGGGCUAAGACUGGAGCACGUAGAGAGCGCAAUCGAAAGAAGAGGAAGUUCGAGUUGGGUCGUCCAGCUGCAAUGACAAAACUUGGACCUAAACGAGUGCAUACCGUACGCGUAAGAGGAGGCAAUUUCAAGUUUCGAGCUAUGCGUUUGGAUCAGGGAAACUUCAGUUGGCCUUCUCAGGCUAUCUCACGAAAGACAAAAAUCAUAGAUGUAGUCUACAAUGCCUCCAACAACGAACUUGUACGAACGAAAACCCUUGUGAAGAACGCUAUUGUACAGAUUGAUGGAGCACCAUUCAGACAGUGGUUUGAGGCCCACUACUUGAAAGAGCUUGGACGGCGAAAAAUAGUUGGUAAAAAAGGCAAUACCGUCACUCAAGAAAACCCGGAGGAUGACGUUUUGCAAAAAAAGCGAAGUAAAUCGGUCCUCAAAAAGUAUGAGGCUCGACAGGCUCUACCUCAGGCCAAUGUUGAAGAAGCUCUGAAAGAAGAGUUUGUAACUGGUCGACUUCUAGCUUGCAUUUCCUCACGACCUGGUCAGGUUGGACGGGCAGACGGAUAUAUUUUGGAAGGAAAAGAACUGGAGUUCUAUGCCAAGAAAUUAAAGGCUAAGAAAGCCAAGUAAUUUUUGAAAAAUAAAUUUUCAAGGAGAACUAUGGCUUUUAUAAAAAAACGGUCGUGUCCAGGGAUAUCUUGUCAGUGUGUGUCACUUGCAUCACCAUCAAGUACCAACUGGGUUGCUUUUUCUAUAAUUAGACAUACAUUGCAUUUACUGUGCUGGUUUUGCAUAUGCAGUAGUUAGGUUUCGUUUUCAAAUGGGAAAAUGGCCACAAUCAGCAUCAGUGAAUGUAAAGAC
Trichobilharzia szidati is the source of this 955-nucleotide messenger RNA. The record is from the annotation of a GenBank genome assembly. Lineage: Eukaryota; Metazoa; Platyhelminthes; Trematoda; Strigeidida; Schistosomatidae.